Colletotrichum navitas is the source of this 2296-nucleotide messenger RNA. Its product is annotated as cytochrome P450. Gene Ontology annotation, molecular function: heme binding; iron ion binding; oxidoreductase activity, acting on paired donors, with incorporation or reduction of molecular oxygen. The record is from RefSeq and is a predicted model, not a curated record. The transcript has 3 exons. Bases 423 to 2063 code for a protein of 546 amino acids. NCBI's taxonomy places the organism in Eukaryota, Fungi, Ascomycota, Sordariomycetes, Glomerellales, Glomerellaceae.
CUCUGUAUUGUGCUUGAUACUAGCGUUUCUUUGUUAUGGCGUACAUAUGCUAUUAUAUGACUACUUGCCGCCUCGGCUACGUGUCUCUGAGUAGUGUGAUGGAUUACAAAACGCAAGCAGGUUGACAGGUGACUAACAUGCUCAGCCUAGAGAGGCUAUGCAAGCCAGGCGUCAUGGCCGUGGAGCCUAGACCAGCAUCCCCGCCGAUUACCCUGACCGGUACGGGGUCCCAAACUACACACGGAUACGGGGUGAUGGAAUCGAGACACCCAGUUUCCACCAUGCAACUCCGUUUCUCCCCAUAAGACCCUUACGUGCCCUGCCCUUCAUUCCAGCGCCGGCGAUGUGUGGGACAUGUACCUAGAAGCCCCAGGGUCGCCUCUCUUUCCUCACAAACCACUUUGCGACGGCCGUUCGUGACAAUGGCCGGAAGCCUCCACGGCCAAAUCAUCGAGUCACUGACGCCCGGGCGCGUCUUUGGCUCGCUCUUCCUCGUCUUUGUCGGCCUGCUCGUUCUCGACCACACAUGGAAGCCGACGUACCCGGAAAACAUCCCCGUUGUCGGCUACGGGAAGGGCACUCUCGCGAGCCUUCAGAACUUUUGCUACUAUGUCUUCCGCUACCGCGACUGGGUCAUCGAGGGCUACCAAAAGUACAACAAGCAGAACCGCGCCUUCGUCGUCCCCGCAGCCGCAAGCCGCGCUCCCGACAUCAUCAUCCCGCGAUCUCUCACGAAGUGGCUGCUCGAGCACCCCGAUUCCGUCGUCUCCGCGCACGAAGCGCACAACGAUGUGCUGUACAGCGACUACAACUUCCUGGGCAAGGUCUACGCCGAUGACGUCUGGCACACGCGGGUGAUCCACAAGAGCCUUGCCCGUCACCUCAGCUCUUUGGUCCCGGGCAUCGAGGAGGAGGUGGCCGUGGCCGUGGACAAGGCCUUCGGCACAGACGCCGAUAACUGGAAGACCUUGAGCCUUUGGGAGGCAUGGCUGACCAUCGUACCGCCGGUGACAAACCGCAUGCUGGUCGGCGAGGGCGUAUGCCGAAACAUUGGCUUCUGCAAGGCCAUGGUUUCAUUCGUCGACCAAGUCAUCCUCAACUGCUUCGCGCUUCACAUGGUGCCGCAGAUUAUGCUUCCCAUAUUCGGGCCUCUCAUCACGCUGCCAAACUGGUGGAUGUGGCGCAAGGCAGCCAAGCACAGCCUGCCUGUCAUAAGGAAGCGCCUCGACGAUAUGGCCAAGAAAGAGGCGGGAGAUCCGGCCUACGACGACUGGGUCGCGCCCGAAGACUUCAUCACGUGGGACAUCCGCAUGGCCAAAGCCGAGAAGAACUACUUCGAGCUCGACCCCUACGUCAUUUCGAAACGACUCUUGCCCAUACAGUUUGCAGCAAUCCACACCACCGUCAUCACCGGCCACGGUAUUGUCCUUGAUUUGCUAAGCUCGGAUCCCGCCAAGGGGUAUAUCGAGGGCAUCAGGGAAGAAGCGGCCCGCGUGCUGAAGGAAGAGGGCGGCCGCUGGACCAAGAACGGCCUGUCGCGGCUCUACCGCCUCGACAGCGCCAUCCGCGAGAGCCAGAGGCUGAGCAACUUCAGCUGUACUUUGAUGGAGCGCAAGGUCAUCGCCGAGGAGGGUAUUACAAACGAAGAGGAGGGCUGGCAUCUGCCCAAAGGGACGUUCCUGACCGUCAACCUGGAAGGUCUGCACCACGACGAUGAUCUCAACCCCAACGCAAACGAAUACGACGCCUUUCGCACAAGCCGGCAGAGGGAGGAGUAUGAAGCGAAACCGCAGUCGGAGAGGUCUCUCGAGGAGGGGCUGAGGCUGAAGAACCUCGGAAUGGUCACAACGAGUGACGCCCAUCUUCCUUUCGGGCAUGGGCGACACGCAUGCCCAGGGCGCUUUUUCGUCGCCCACGAGUUGAAGAUGGUGGUGGCCAAUCUGCUUCUCAACUACGACUUGAAGCCGAUAUCCGAACGGCCGAAACCGCAGUGGAUAGGCGUGACAGUAGUCCCGCCGGUGGAUGCGAAGAUCGAGCUGAAGCGGAGGAAAGGCACGGUUUAGAUGAGCCCAAAAUGGAUACGGUAAUGUGGCGUAAGGGUCAGGAAAAGGCAUGGGAGGGGUAGGGACACUCUAGACAUAACCAUCAGCUAACAUUGCCUAUACUUAAUGACAACAACCGGUCUCCAUACUCGAAUGCAAGAAUGGUGUUUUUCUUGCACUGCUAAUGCGUGGGUGCCUUGGAUUGUAGAACUCCUGGCACUGGUCCUCUUUAGAUAUCUCCCCUCCUCGUCCCC